GUUGAUUUAUCAGAUAUGUACCUCUAAUUUUCCGCUCAACUUACCUGUAAUUCCAGAAGACUCUUGGCUCCGAUUAAAUCAGAGGAAAAAUGAUUUUUCUUGGAAGUAAAUCAUAACCAUUUAGUUUGUUUUCUUUUUUAAAAAGAUAUGCUCCCAAAAUAGGAGUGAUUUGCUCAAAUAUCUUGUAACUAGUGAUGAAGCUUCCGUCGUCAAGAAAAUCACCCAUGAAAAUGAAGAUUCCGUCGUCAAGGAAAUCACCCAUGGCUAAGUUUCCAUUUCAAAAUGCCGGUUGAUAAAUAAUCUUUCAUAUCACUUCUUUAAUAGUUUUCCUGAUAGAUUUUUCUGAAAAUCUUCACAAGAGAAAAACCCUAACUUGAUUCGAAGAAUGCCUGUUAGAGUUGUUGAAAGUUCAGCCCCAUCGCAAAUUACAGGUGGGAAUAGUGAACAUUCUCUUCCUCCAGCUUGUACACUUUUGAGUGUUGGGCAGGCUUUUGCUGGAACUCAAAACGUUUCAAGCUUACAAAAGGAUGAAGCCUGGAGAGUUAAUGUUCGAAUUCAAGGAUGUGACCUUGAUCGUGGUUAUUUAUGCGGCACUAUGGAAGCUCUUAAUGUACCAUUGGCAGACACACCAGUAGUGACAUUUUGGGAGGGGGAGAUUGUUGACACGAAGAAUUAUACAUUUUUCACUGGCAAGUGGGAAGCAACGCCAGAGGAUGAUAUAAGGCACUGGUCCAAGUUUCCAUCUUUUAAUCCUUUGUUAAGUCAAGUGGAGGCCGAUGGCGGAAAAUCGUUGGACCUUAGUAACUAUCCUUACAUAUUCAUGAGAUGGAAAGAGCAGUAUUUUGUGAAUGUUGGUAUAGACUGCGGCUUAACCAUUGCUGGUUUUUACUAUGUUUGCUUCUCUUGUAGCGAUGGAUCUAUCAAUGGUUUUUAUUAUGAUCCUAAUAGCAGCCCUUUUCAAAAGCUUGAGCUGAAGUCGACCAACGAAGGAAGAUCCGGCUUCAGCUUUUCUUCUUAUCAGUUGCAAUAACUUGGAUUUCCAGAAACAGUUCAAUCUUCAGAUUAGUAGAUAUAGAGGAAGGGGUUACUAGUAUUCUGUUAACUUAUUGCAAGGACAGAGCAAAGUUGUAAUAGCAUAGAAGCAUUAUAUUAUUUGAUACGGAUAACUGUUUUUGUUGUAAGAAGGGUCUUGGUUUUUCCUCAGGUUAGGGGGGUCUUGGUUGUAGGAUUUGCUUUGUUGUUGCAGGCCUGUUUGGCUUUUGUACUUUCCUCUUGUUGUUGGUGGUGGUGCUACCUUUCUUGUUUUCUUUAUGUUUCUAUAAUAACAUUAUAAAAAAAAUUACUACAAAAA
Molecule: messenger RNA, 1351 nt
Organism: Papaver somniferum (opium poppy)
Lineage: Eukaryota; Viridiplantae; Streptophyta; Magnoliopsida; Ranunculales; Papaveraceae
Product: glucose-induced degradation protein 4 homolog
Exons: 8
Coding region: 386-1030 (214 amino acids)
Biological process (GO): protein targeting to vacuole; negative regulation of gluconeogenesis; protein catabolic process in the vacuole
Cellular component (GO): extrinsic component of membrane; GID complex
Source: RefSeq, a predicted model, not a curated record